This is a messenger RNA of Lodderomyces elongisporus, 765 nucleotides long. RefSeq lists its product as uncharacterized. Gene Ontology annotation, molecular function: mRNA binding. The transcript has a single exon. Lineage: Eukaryota; Fungi; Ascomycota; Pichiomycetes; Serinales; Debaryomycetaceae. Bases 1 to 765 code for a protein of 254 amino acids. Gene Ontology annotation, cellular component: mRNA cleavage and polyadenylation specificity factor complex. The record is from RefSeq and is a predicted model, not a curated record.
AUGGAUAACAAAAGUACUUGUGUAUCGAUAGGCAAGUUCCCUCUCGACUAUACAGAGGAGCAGAUUCUAGAGAUAGCGCGGUCUGUGGGACCUGUGCUCGAUGUGAAACUUUUAUUUGACGAAAUGACUGGUAAAUCCAAAGGGUAUGCUAUAAUAAAUUAUGGAGAUGUUGAAACUGCAGGUUCAGCGGUACGAAAUUUAAACUAUAUGACGUUACCAAACGGACGGUUCCUCAAAUGUUCAAUGGCCAACGAGUCGGAGUUUGUGAAUGGCGAUGGUGAUGGUGAUGCUAAUGGAACAACCUCUGGCACAACAGCAGCGGCAAUUAAGCUACCACCAUUACCGCUUGGAAUUCAAAUUCAUCCAAACCAGAAUGCCUCUCAAGUGAUCUCGCUGCUAUUGUCCAAUAUAGACUCUAACUCAGCGAUGCAGAUACUAAAAGAGAUCAAGACCAUGAGUAUAGAGAACCCCAAGGCUGCACAAUUGCUACUAGAACGGUUUCCGCAAUUGGCUUUGGCGCUAGUUGAGCUUGGCCUUAUGUCGAAUACAACCAAUCAAGAGUUGAUUGAGAUGACGCUUAACAAGAGGCGACUAGAAUUGAAAGAGUUGUCUAUUGAGCAUGUUAAUUUGUUGAAAUCUGUAUAUGAAUUAACGGAUGACCAAAUAUCAGAGUUGGACGAAGAUCAGCUGGAAAUUGUUAAUAGUGUACGAAAGGAGAUUGAAAAAGGGUCGUACGGUGAAAUUUUGGAUAGUCAAACCUCUUAA